Actinia tenebrosa (Australian red waratah sea anemone) is the source of this 1051-nucleotide messenger RNA. RefSeq lists its product as uncharacterized. The record is from RefSeq and is a predicted model, not a curated record. Lineage: Eukaryota; Metazoa; Cnidaria; Anthozoa; Actiniaria; Actiniidae.
CUGACAUUAAAACACUUUGAAGAACAUUUUACCCUGUUUGAAAUAAGUUCCGGGUUUAAAAUAUUUUUUGUGAUGGUCAAGUUAAGCAUUUGCUCUUUCUGGAUUCUGUUAAUAGCAACAUCUUCUUUCUUGUUUCUGGAAACAAGAGCAAAGGAAGGCAUUGCGCACGAGCACAAAGACCAUCCCGUGCAAAGGAAUGCAGGAAAGAAAGAAAUCCUACCAGCCUUCGAAGACCCCGAAGUAACUGUGACUGUAACCGAGACCCAGUAUGUUACUAUUACGGUACCUCCUGCUUCCAAAUGCAACCUUACGACUACGCAAGUUCACACGCAAUAUUUGACGACGUUUUCUGAAGCAUCAACAGUAACAGAAACUACGACAAUUCAAACUAUAGCUCUUGAAACGGCUACCACUAUAAAGGUUACUCCUACUGAUACAGAAACUACGACUUCAGUGUUGAGUACACAGACAACUACAUUUUUAAAGGAGACGACGAACGUAGUGACGACUGCGAAGACUGAAGUUCUACUGACAGAAACAUCGACAGUUGAAUUGACGGUGACAACUCCCAUCGCGGUUACAACCACUAUUGUCGCCACCCAAACACCAACUCCUUUCGUCCUAGUAAAAAGUGCAGGAAAAAGGGAUUCCGUAAAACACCGGUCUCAACGAGUUAGACGAUCGUGGUACACGAAACUCAUUCCAAACGUCGUAAAGAAAUGGAUAGGGAUGAAAGAAUGAAAGAACUGUUAAAGAAUAUCUAAAUCUUAAUAAAGAGCCUGUAUUAAGCAGACGCCAUUUGUUAAACGGACAGCAAAGUUUACAGCCCUGAAAUUUUCUUUCCAUAUUUACUGUAAAACAAAGUAAUCCUUUUCAGCGACUGGCUGACAUCCUUUAUUAAAGGACAACAGCCAAUAUGUUCGCUUAAUAGAGAAGCCAGUAACCCUAUAAUUUUUUUUAAUUUAAAGAUGCUUUUAAUAUCCUAUGUUAUAAAAAUUAUUAUCAAAUAAAUAUUAUUAAAUGACAUUAAAAGUUUAAUACCCGAUUAAUA